Penicillium nucicola is the source of this 1302-nucleotide messenger RNA. RefSeq lists its product as uncharacterized. Gene Ontology annotation, molecular function: acetyltransferase activity; lipoic acid binding. The transcript is spliced from 3 exons. Gene Ontology annotation, cellular component: mitochondrion; cytoplasm. Lineage: Eukaryota; Fungi; Ascomycota; Eurotiomycetes; Eurotiales; Aspergillaceae. The record is from RefSeq and is a predicted model, not a curated record. The annotation marks the transcript as partial.
AUCACGGAAUGUCGAAUCGUCCAAUGGUUUGUGAAACCAGGAGAUAAAGUGAGCCAAUUCGACGCCAUUUGUGAAGUUCAAUCCGACAAAGCUUCGGUUGAGUACUUGAAGAUUACAUCUCGAUAUGAUGGAGUCAUUUCCAGUCUUUACCACGAGGUAGAUGAGAUGGCUGAGGUGGGAAAGCCACUUCUCGACAUUGACGUCGAGGUAGAUCCUUCCGAGAUAGACACAACAGCAACGCAACUCCCAGCCGAGACUGUCUCUGACGACCAAGGCAAUGUGAAAGACAGCAUUUCGGAAGUCUCAGUCAUCACUGAUACACAGCCACCAGUGCCUACUACAAUUGAUGGGUCGGAGACCAGAAACUCUGGACUUGUUGUGCCCGCUGUGAGAGCCAUGAUCAAGCAGCAUGCGAUUGAUCUCAAAUACAUCAUUGGAAGUGGGAAAGGUGGGAGAGUACUGAAAGAGGAUGUACAGCAUUAUCUUGCUUCAAAAAGUGAAUCUUCAACUCCACUUUCCUCAAAUCCUGUUAUUCGGGCCAAUGCUCCAACGCAAGACAAAGUUGUUCCUUUGACACCGAUCGAGAUGCACAUGUUCAAAGCCAUGACUCGUGCACUCAGUAUCCCGCACUUUGGAUACUGUCACUCCGUCGACUUUACAUCUUUGAUCAGUCUGCGCCACAAAUUCAAUAAGCAUAUCGAUGGUUCAAGAGAGAUGCACAGAAACGAAAUUCCGAAGUUGACACUGCUUCCCUUCUUAUUGAAGGCUGUUUCGCACGCCUUUUUGGAACACCCCAAGCUGAAUGCUCAGCUAGACACAGAGACAAAUCCGCAAAAGCCCCAGCUGGUGAUUAAAGCAUCUCAUAAUUUCGGCAUGGCCGUUGACACACCCAACGGUCUUCUGGUUCCGGUCGUUAAAGAUGUUCAGAACCUGUCCAUUAUUUCCAUCGCAGCUGAGAUCAAACGACUGAGUGCACUGGCACAGGAAGGCCGUCUGUCUCCAUCGGAUAUGAGCGGGGCUACUUUCACUGUGAGCAACAUUGGAAGCAUUGGUGGUUCUGUCGUCAGCCCUAUAAUCAUUCCUCCCACUAUUGCCAUUGUUGCAUUAGGAAAGAUGGAAGAAGUGCCUGUCUUUUCUAAGGAUGAAGGUGGAAUCAAUUCAUUGAUUACAAAGCGCGAGAGAUCGGUUCUAAGCUGGAGUGCUGAUCAUCGAGUUCUUGAUGGUGCUGCUGUUGCACGAUGUGCUCAGCUUGUGGCUAGAAUUUUAGAGGAUAUUGAAACCAUGGGAAUUUCACUGCGCUAG